Messenger RNA from Phlebotomus papatasi, 7424 nucleotides. It is a transcript of the gene Crtc, whose product is annotated as CREB-regulated transcription coactivator 1. The record is from RefSeq and is a predicted model, not a curated record. Gene Ontology annotation, biological process: protein homotetramerization; positive regulation of transcription by RNA polymerase II. Bases 246 to 2348 code for a protein of 700 amino acids. Lineage: Eukaryota; Metazoa; Arthropoda; Insecta; Diptera; Psychodidae. Gene Ontology annotation, molecular function: cAMP response element binding protein binding. Gene Ontology annotation, cellular component: nucleus; cytoplasm. The transcript has 15 exons.
AAAAUUGUUCAAUUGUCAUGCAUGACAGUGUGAAAAUAAAAUGGCGUGAAUGUUUUCUCUCUGUUAUCGGUGUGCUAAAAGUGGAAAAAUAUGGAAAUUCAUCCCAAUUUCUAACAUUAAACACCCAUAAAAUAGGUGAUAGAGGUGUACAAAUUGCAAAAGACAUUAAAUAUUAGGUGAUUGUGUGGAAGAGUUAUGUACAAUUGGUGACUUGUGUUUAUGGUGUUGUUGUUGCACUACCAGCCAUGGCAAAUCCGCGAAAAUUCAGCGAAAAAAUUGCUCUGCUCCAGCAGAAACAGGCUGAGGAGACAGCUGCUUUUGAAAAGAUAAUGCGCGAAGUAUCGGACGCCACAUCCAAGGUGUCGCGUUCCCUGGCGCCUGGUUUGGGUGCUUUUCGUGGCGGUUCGCUGCCUAAUGUUUCUGCACAGAAUCAAAUGGAUUCCGAGCAAAGUGUUAUAAAAAGCGAAAAGCCGGAUGAAGCGACAUUGGCUCAAUUUGGAUUGGGGAUGAAUCACACAACAAUGAUGGACGGUACUAAUUUUAAGGGUGGUGGAACUACUAGCGGCACUGGAGGUGGUGGUGGCGGAACAGGUGCCAAUAGUAAUAAUAAUUCUACCUGUGCUUCAUCGAAUCAAACCACCCAUCAUGUUUCUCGAGUGCGAAAUGUUGGCGUUGGACCGAUGAGAAGACCGGCUGACCGGAAAAUUGACACAUCGCCUUAUAGUAGUAACAAUAUUGCAUAUCUUAGUCCACCCAGUGAUUCUAGUUGGCGACGGACUAGUUCCGAUUCAGCGAUCCAUCAAAGUUUGACACAAGCACAAGAUCAUCCGUACCAUCACCAGUAUGCGUCGCAUUCGCCAUUGUCACUGAGUCCAACGGCACAGAAGAAACUUACUAAUAUACACCACAUUGACUCAAAAAUAUUUAAUAGCCAGCAAAAUAGUUUUGGACUUGGAUCAUCAGAAGGUCGGCCGAGGUCUUCGUGUGGUCGCUUGCCAGGAAUAAAUAUUCAUCCCAGCGCUCACGAUAACUCGAUACAAAUACCAAUAGGAAAUAAUACAGGAUCUCUGCCGGACUUAACAUCUGUACACUUUCCAUCGCCUCUACAUACGCCAAUUGAUCAAGAACAUGAUCACUCGAGCAGUCCGUAUAGUUCGAGCCCCGUGACGGCGUCUCCGACAACGUUAUCUCCAACAUCUAUGCCAGUCAGACACCCGGGUGCCAGAUUUCAUUAUUCACCGACAAAUUCACCGGGUGAUACCACCACCUUCAGUCCGACACAUUCACAACAAAACGCUAGUCAGCAAUUUUUAUCUGUUCCUGGUAGCAAUAGUUAUCUGCACAUGAAUAAGGGAAUGACACUAGAAAAUUCCUUUCAACCAUCUCAAGGGGGUCCACCGGUGUCACAGCAACAAUCACAACAGUCGCCACAACAGACUUAUAUUAAUUGCCAUCCACACCAGUACCCACAACAGCAGUCGCCGCAAUCGCAAGUGCAAUCCCAGACGCCGACUCCGCAGCAGCAACAAACACAACAGAGUUCACUUGUUAAUAGUACAUUACAUGGCUCUCAUGGAAAUUUAAGUAAUAUAGGAUCGAUUCAACAAUCGAAUCUCUCGGGUUAUCGGAGUCCACAGUGUAGGCCGAGUCCAGGCUCUAGUCCAAAUUUAAUUGGAUCCCUCAAUAGUGGAGAUUCCAAUCCAAGUGCACCAUGCAGCCCGGCACCGUCCACAAUGAGCAACAAUGGACAAGCAUAUGAACCAUAUAAUCAAACGAGUGAUAUAUACUACGUUAAUCAGCAGAAUAUACAACAGCAUUUUGAAUCAUUUUCACUGGUUGACAAUUCAGUGGCGGAUUUUGUGCCCCACUCUCCAAAUACACCAAAUUACAAUCAAUUUGAUGAUUCGACAUUUUCCCACUUCAAUGCGUCAAAUUUGGGAUCACUGAAUCAACAGCAAACAACAAGUUUAUCAAGUUCAAGUUUACCGAACAAUCCUAGUAUAGUAACGACAAUUAAUUCAAAUUCAAAUGUGAAUGCCAUGAGCCCGUCUUCGCCACAACAGCAACAGCAACAGGCACAGGGACAGUCCCAGCAGCAAGCAACAAGUCUUCAGACACCAAAUACCCCAACAAGUAUUCCGGAAAUUGUAUUCACAGACUUUUCGUCAGCAAGUUCUGAGUUUACAAAGGGUGAGUACGAAGACUUAUUCACUGAUCCACUGAUGCCACUAGAGUUGGAAUUGGGGCCAAUUGACGUUACUGGCUUUCAAAUGCUCACGAAUCCUAGUGCAACAAUCAUUGCUGAUCCAACUGAAGAAGACAAUUUUAGAACGUCAGAUUUACACUAAGAAAAAAUGAUGAGGUGAAUAAAGGAUGAAUAGACAAGGAGGACGAGAUGUAAAAAGAAAUCGUGAAGUGAUAAAAAAACUGCAAAAAGAGAAGAUAAAAGAACUUUAUCAAACAAAAUGUAAAACAUUGAGUAGUUAUUCUGUUCCUUAGUAUUUAGUUUUCUUUUUUAUAGACAAAGAUGAAUUAUUUUUUAAUGCAAAGACAUUUGAAAAUUGAAUAAUGAAAAGCAGAGUUAAUCUUAAAUUGUUACUAUUAAGUUUAUGUGCAAUUUCGUAUAAUUAAAUACAAAAAAGGAAAAUCUAAAUAUAUUUUUUUCGGUUGUUAUAGGUUUUGUAACUGUGUAUAUUUUUAAGAAAGAAAAAAUAGUAUAACUAUUUUUUGUACUAAAUAUAAAACAAUUAAGUAGUUUUUAACAUAUCUUGGUUUACUACUUAAAUUAAGUUUAUUAGAUUAUGACCACUUCAUUAAUGGAGAUAAAUAUAGAAGUUAUUGCUAGAAACAAAAGUGUUUUUUGGGUAUAUAUUCAAAUGAAAUAAUCUGGGUCUUUACCUUUUAAAAGUCUUUCUCAAGAAAAAAUUUACACAAUUUAAUCCUUAUACACGUUUUUGGACUGAACUUCGCAAUGCCGCUACUUCUAAAUAUCCAGUUUUGCAGAGUUUGUAAUAUUGUGUUUCCUGAUUAAGCCCCUCCCACGUAUUUUAGUUCCCGCCUUCUUUUUAUAUUAUAUUAAAAUAAAAUUGAGAUUUUUGUAAUUUUAAAUGCAACGUCGCUCUAUUGAACCACAAACAUUUCAAUUACGAAAGUUUCAUUCACGAGAAAAUACAUCACACUCCAAUUAGAUAUGAACAAAAAUAUAGUGUAUUGAAAAUGUUUUUGCCCAAAAAUUAUGAAUUUAUUUAUUUCUUGGAAAAAUAUAAGGCGGCGGAUGAAAUUUUGGAGGUUCAUGUACAGAUCGGUCGCCUUUUCUAAAUAUCAUUUGUCGAGUUAAGUCGCCGAAUUUUUAAUAAAAAUAUAUAUGCAAGACAUAGAUUUAAGAACUAUUUUAGUUACAUUGAAUUGGUUUAAAUUUGCGAUUACAUAGUAAAAAUCAGCUAAAUCUGGUUGUUUAGCGAGCUUUUAGCAUUUCAUAAUUUGUGGUAAUUGUUUAAAAUAUGAGUUGUAUCAACAAUUUAUGAUUAGAAAUAAGAAAUGAGAGACUUUUCGUUGCAGAUGUGAGUUAUAAGUACAAUAAGAGUCUUCCAAAAAUUCGACGGAUAUUUUCAAAAAUUCGGAAUUUAUGUGAGAAUUUUUAUGUAAUGUGGAUUAAUUGCCCGUACUUUUUCACAAAUCUACGUGGUGACGCAUUUUUUUCGUUUUAUACAACUAUAAUGUGUGUAAAUAUUCAGGAAGCCACAGAGAAAUAUAGUUCACAAUCAUCCACAACACGUUUAACAUAAAUUCACAUUGGAUACUUUAAAUUCAAUCGUCUUACGAAUUUGAGAGAUUCAGAUUUCAGAGCAAUUUUAGUUUAAAAAAAUAGUAUAGAAGCUAUAUAGAAAAAAAUAGAAUACAAUAAAAUUAGAAAAGCAAUCUCGGAUUUUUAUGUUACCAGGUCACGAUUUUUUUUCCAAACAUAAAAUAAAUUUUAGAAUUAUAUAUUUUCAUAGGACAUGACAAAUCCUAUGACUUUUUACAUAACUUAUAUAAUUCCAAACCAUAUUAAAUAAACCAAGCCCUGAAAUGUCUUAAUAAAAGUUCAACACAUUUACCACUUUUUAUGUUUAGUGAAAUGGGCGUGGUAAUGCUAUUUUUUUCUAAAUAUAUCCAACUUUUCUGACAGGGUUAUUUAGGCCUCAUCCUAGCAAAAGAAAUGUGGGAAUGGUUUUGUAAUCUGAUUAAAAAUUGACAAAUAUAGGAGAAUCAUCAGUUAUCAUUUUAUCGAACACUGAAAAUGCAACAAAGCUAAAAUUAUAAAGAAUCUCAUCAAUUACAGUAGAAUCUCUCAAAUUCGGGUAUUUGUUUGGUACCGACAGAGAGAUAUUCGGGCGUGAAACUGUUUGAAAUCCAAUGAUUUUAUUAAAUUUACAUACUCAUAUUUAUUGUAAAUUUCAUGAAAACUCCUCAAUAAUGCAAGACCGGAAAACUCAUAACUAAGAAAAACAUGCCAAAUUUGAGCAUAUUUGCUUUAUUCAAUAAUCAUAAUGAAACUUGAAAAACGUCAACAAGAUAUCUUUAAAUUUAACUGCCUCCCGAAUUAAAAAGGACUCGGUCAAAAAAGAACCGUAUUAGCGAGAGUUUACUGCAUUCAAAGUAAGUUCAAUUAUUACGUCUACUGGGGGCGUUGCCUAAAAUUGUAUUUGUGAAGAGCUUUUUCAGGAAAAUUAAUACCAUCUUUUUGCAACGUAUGGUAUUGAUAAAAGUACAGCAUUAUGAAGAAGUCCAAAUUUAACACAGUGGCAUAUCAUUUUUUUUCUUCAAAUUUUUGACUUUCAAACCUGUAAAAUAUGAACAUUAAAGAAAAAAGAGAUAUACAAUUUAAAUAAAGAAGCACCCAAUUCAAUAAAUGUUAUUAAAAAUAAAAGUCUUUAUCUUGUUGUGUGACAAAAUCAUACUCUAAUACUUCCAACAAGAAAAAAAAAACUGACUAAAAAAGUUACCCCAAAAAACUGAUAUGUGUAAUAAAAUAUCUUACUGUUGCAGACAAAAUCUAUUCGAUCUCCAUUUGAGCAACUCUUUUCCUUUUGAAUCGAAGUGUAACGAAAAUUUUCGAUAUUUUUUUUUUGACGGCAUGUAAUUGUGAAGAAUGAAAAAAAAUAGAUGGAUAAUUCCAUUUUUUUCUGGGUUUACGAGAAUGAAUUAAAAAAGAAAAAAUAUUAAUGAAUAAAAAAACGUGAAAACAUAUAGUAAUCAUUGUAAUGUGUGACCAAUUUAAAGACUGAAUUUAAGAAAUUCGAUAAAAAUUUCAGCUACAUUUUGUAAAAUUCAUUCGUAGUGGCUUUAAAAUCAUUCAUCGUUAUUCACUCCAGAAAAACUAUAGAUGAAGAAAAUUAAUCUUCACAAUUACAUCUGAUAACUUUCUUUUCCUAUAAAUCAUUUAUUGACCAAAAUAAACAUUCACCAUUUCUGCCCACAAAAAGUAUUGCUGUUGUAUCUGUGAGAACUUUAAUUGACACGAAAUGUUCAUUAUUUCUCUGGUUAUCAAUAGAAUAAUCUAUUUUGAUUUCUUUCUUCAUGUUUUACUCUUCAAAUAGUUCUUUUAUAUGCACAUUGUUGUUAUCUAAACGCCUCUUUUUGUUGUUCAAAUGACAUAAGAGCUGUUUUAAAACUUCAUUAAAAUAAUUAUAAAAAAAAAAAUGAAUUUCAAACGAUUUACCAAAAUUAUUACAAAAGAAAACAAUGUUAGUGUAUAUUUACAAAUAUAAUGAACGUUAUGAAGAGUCUAUACUUCACCAAAAUAUGGAUAGAAGGUAUUUGUUCAGAAUGUGCUCUGCCCAAAAAAAAAUGAAAAAAGUAAAAAAAAAGAAACUAUAAAAUUAAGACCCCUAACUCUCUACAAGAAAUCUAUGCAUGUGAAUAAACAUAUUUUAAAAUGAAUCGAAUCAUUCGUAAAUGGUUUUAAAACUUAAGGAAAACAUCGUUCUCUAUAAAGUGUACAUUUUUCCCAGAGGUUGUUGUUUUACGAGAAAAAGUUUUUACCAAAAGUAAUUUACAUAUACCAAAACUAAUAUUCUCAGUAAAAAAGAAACAUCUGGCAUUACUUAAUUUUGUACUGUGACUUUUUUUAAUCUAUUAUUUUACAGGAAGGCGAGAAUUUGUUCUAUUGACUAAGAUCCACCCAAAAAUAAUUCAUAAGUCACACUUCUUUUGACGAAAUGACAGUCGCAAGGCUGCAGUAAAUUGUAAAGGUGUGUCUUAUCAAAUUUUCCUUGUUUUUAGCACUAUACAAUUAAAUUAUCCCUUAAUCUAGUGCUUCCAACACCACUUGAUCUAUUUUUUUUAUAUACAGGGCUUAAUUUUGUGAUCCAAUACUCCCUCCUUGUGAAAUAUGAAAUUAAAAAAAAAAUGUUGCAGUAUUUUCGAGUUUUACCAUGAAAUUUUUCUCUAUCAACACUUACAUUCAACGUUAUUAACAUUUUUUUUAAAUAAAGAAAAAGGGAAUUUAAAAAAUGAGAAGAUUAUGUAUAAAAAAAAUAUUCUUAUAUUUAGUGCAUUCGCAAUUCGGCCAAAAUGACAUAUAUUUACAUAAUGAAGAGAAAAAAUAAUGAGGAAUACUUAAGCGAGGAAAAAAGAACUUUAUAAUGUAUUGAGAAAAAGUACCACUGAUUUAUAUUAAAUUGUAAAUUUAAUACGUUUUUUAUAAAAUCAAUUACUUAGUGUAUUAUAAUGAAUAAAAAAAAUUAACCAUUAUACAUGAGAAUAAAAAGCGUAAAAAAUUAUGUAAGAUGAUGAGAAAUCCCUAGAGACGAUUUUUCUAUCGUUUUUUUUUGCAUCUCAGUCAAAAAAAACUUUUUUUUCGCUACAGUUUUUUUGUCCUUUAAUUCUUACAGGUUAUACUCAACACAAAAAGCACAAGAAAUUAUAUAACCAGAAUGGAGUCAAUUAAAGAAAGUAGAUAAAUUUAGAGGCGACGUCAUUGGAAACAUUCAUUUAUUCCUUUAUCCUCUCAACAAAAAAAGAAAUCACGUGCUAGAAGAGAAAAAAUCCCUCGAAAAAAAAAACUUUUUAUACUUAAAAUUAAUUCGAAGAGAUAUUUUUUUAUUUAAAAAAAUAUAUAAAAACAUGAAAAGAUGAAAAUAUUUUUGAAGAGUAUCCCUCUUAUAAAUCUUGUAUUUUUUCAAUAUCUUGCAAAAUUGGAAAGCGGUAGUAUUUCUUUGUUUUUGUUUAAAAAUACGUGCGCACAAAUUGCUUUCUUAUAAAAUUACAAAACAAAAAGGAUAACAAGUAAAUGAGAAGAUUUUAUGAAGAUUACUAUAUAUAAAUGAAGUGUUGAUGAAAACAUUAAAUUUUACUUAUAUAUAAAUCAUAAAAUAAGAAAAAAAUCAAUCUGAAUGUAUGAGUUGUUGUCAUAUUUUGUAAAUAAAAUCAAAUUUUAACGA